Messenger RNA from Glycine soja, 1059 nucleotides. RefSeq lists its product as uncharacterized. The transcript has 2 exons. The record is from RefSeq and is a predicted model, not a curated record. NCBI's taxonomy places the organism in Eukaryota, Viridiplantae, Streptophyta, Magnoliopsida, Fabales, Fabaceae. Bases 171 to 566 code for a protein of 131 amino acids.
CAAGAUGAGUUAAUGUUGGGAAAAGAGAACAAGGGAAGAGACGAAGGAAAAUGGUGUAGCAACGACUCGUGAAGUGUGAAAGAUCAAGUACGUGAACAUCUCAGGUUUGUUGUUCGGUAGUACAUCACAGCAGUGCAGAGUGAUCAUCAUUUGGUUCUGAAGAAAUAACAAUGGGAAUGGGUGAGACUCCCCCACAUCAACCUGCACCUGUGCCUCCAACUGGGUUGCUCAUGAAGCGCUGCAAGUUCAUUUGGCGCCUUCUUUUGCUCUCUAAUCUCGCGCUUGGAGCUUAUCUAUUUGCAAGUGCAAAACCAAGAGAUUCGAUGGAGAUUAAUAGAAGAACAGCACAAAAAUCGCAUAAGGGAAAAGCCAGUGUUGAAGUUUCUCCUGAACCCACCACAAGUUCAAUUGAUUUCAAUUAUGAUGAUUUCUUAGUGCCUGUCACAACACCUGUGAAAGUGCAGGCUCCUAUUCCUGAAGAACAACAACGUGAAAUUUUCCAGUGGAUGCUGGAAGAGAAAAGAAAACUGAAACCUAAGAACCCUGUAGAGAAAAAAACAAACUGACGAAGCAAAGGCCAUUCUUAAACAUUUCCUGAGGUCAAAUUCAAUUCCAAAGUUUUAACUUUAACUCUCGUGCUCUAACAUUACCAUAUCACUGACAGAUUAAAUAGUUUCAACCCAACUGCCAGGCUUUAAAUUUGACAAGCUCAUCUCUUCUGAAUUCCAUUGUUUUGCUGGACUAUAAUGGGUUAAUAGCAUUGCAUUUCCUAGAGUUUUAGGAAAACAGGCAUCUUGUCAAACUUAACCUAAUGGAAGUCAUGUAUGCAUAAAAGUGAGCAGUUGGGAUAACUAUAGCCUUCGUCUCAUUUACAUAGAAAACAAGAUAUUGUGCAAGAAUAUUAUUGAGUUGGUAUUACAUCAACAACUUUUAUUGAAAAGGGGAACCAUUAUCUCCUACUACUGGGUCUCUACUUGUCUCAAUUACGUAUUCUUUCUCUUAACAUGUGAUAUAUUAUUGGUUAUGUACCUGUAUGAAUGAGCUACUUGCCAGUUAUUA